Molecule: messenger RNA, 756 nt
Organism: Penicillium verhagenii
Lineage: Eukaryota; Fungi; Ascomycota; Eurotiomycetes; Eurotiales; Aspergillaceae
Exons: 2
Coding region: 1-756 (251 amino acids)
Source: RefSeq, a predicted model, not a curated record
AUGCCCGGAUUCUCAGAUCCCGCGGACCUCGUGGCCGCGGGGUGGAAGAAACGCAAACGAGACCAUGAUGAUUCCGCAAACUUGGCUCGGCCUUCAGCAUUCAUGCCAUUCCGUGUAGAUUGCACUGAUCACGAUAAAAAUUACAUGCUGCCCCUAUCUCGACAGCCAGCCGAGACUGGCGACCUCUCAUUUCGACCGCGCUGUUUACCUCGCAAGCGCCGACACGUUCAAACACCUUACCUCUCUCUUCCAUCCCACCAACAAUCCUCCUUCCUCUCACCCAAUAUCUACGCCUCGAAUCAGAGCGCCUACUCCCCACCCGUGUCCCCCAGGACUGUCCCUACCUCCUAUCCAUCUACUUCGCCCUCUGCGCUUCGUCCCUGCCACAUCUGCUACCGUCGUCCUACCACACGACAGGUCCUUGACGCAUACGCAGAUUGUGAUCUCUGCGGGGAACGUGCAUGCUUCAUCUGCCUCCGCCAAUGUGACUCUCCCGCCUGUCGUGGCACCAACAGGCAUCCAGGUGCUCCCGACGGAUCAAACAUCUACGGCUCUGAUGAAACACACGACUCAAAAGUCCAGGGUUCUCGACGAAAGAUCUGCUCCAGCUGUGCGGUGGAGGGAGUUACCGACAUUGGCACCGAAAUUGUCCAGUGCCUGGAUUGUGUCCGCGACCAUUCCGCAGCCUGGCCUACUAGCUCCGUGGGUGCUGGGUGGACAUUGGAUCCUAUGAACCUCGACCAAAUGAUGGGAUAA